This is a messenger RNA of Prinia subflava (tawny-flanked prinia), 3566 nucleotides long. It is a transcript of the gene VWA1, whose product is annotated as von Willebrand factor A domain containing 1. NCBI's taxonomy places the organism in Eukaryota, Metazoa, Chordata, Aves, Passeriformes, Cisticolidae. Gene Ontology annotation, molecular function: protein binding. The transcript is spliced from 5 exons. Bases 851 to 2080 code for a protein of 409 amino acids. The record is from RefSeq and is a predicted model, not a curated record.
CCCCCGACCCCGGGGCAGAGCGGCGGGAGCGCCGCGUGUGCCUCUCCCGCGGCUAUUCCUGUCAGGAUGGAUUUACGGCUCUAAAAGGAGCGCGGGGGGAGGAAGGGGAAUCUCCUGCAGGAGCCGGGGCUGGAAGCGGAGCCCGGCUCGGAGCGGAGCGCGGGGGUCGGGCCAUGGCAGCGGGGCCGCACCGCGCCCGGGCGCACCCGGGCCAUGCCUGAGCCCGGCUCCUGCUCUGCCUGCACAGAGCCCCGCCGGGUCCCGGGCUCCUGCUCUGCCUGCACAGAGCCCAGCCGGGUCCCGGGCUCCUGCUCUGCCUCCAGCCGGGUCCCGGGCUCCUGCUCUGCCUCCAGCCGAGUCCCGGGCUCCUGCUCUGCCUGCACAGAGCCCAGCCGGGUCCCGGGCUCCUGCUCUGCCUCCAGCCGGGUCCCGGGCUCCUGCUCUGCCUCCAGCCGGAUCCCGGGCUCCUGCUCUGCCUCCAGCCGGGUCCCGGGCUCCUGCUCUGCCUCCAGCCGGGUCCCGGGCUCCUGCUCUGCCUCCAGCCGGGUCCCGGGCUCCUGCUCUGCCUCCAGCCGGGUCCCGGGCUCCUGCUCUGCCUCCAGCCGGGUCCCGGGCUCCUGCUCUGCCUCCAGCCGGGUCCCGGGCUCCUGCUCUGCCUCCAGCCGGGUCCCGGGCUCCUGCUCUGCCUCCAGCCGGGUCCCGGGCUCCUGCUCUGCCUCCAGCCGGGUCCCGGGCUCCUGCUCUGCCUCCAGCCGGGUCCCGGGCUCCUGCUCUGCCUCCAGCCGGGUCCCGGGCUCCUGCUCUGCCUCCAGCCGGGUUCCGGGCGGUUCCGCCAGCCCCAGGCUCUGCGAUGUCGCCCAAGGCGCUGCUCGCCCUCGGGCUGUGGCUGCGCUUCGCCGCGGGACGGGGCGCACCUGAGCCAGGUCCCCAGCCUCCCACCUCCAACGCCGAGGGCGACCUCCUCUUCCUGCUGGACAGCUCCGCCAGCGUCUCCCCCUACGAGUUCUCCAAGGUCAAAGAAUUCAUGUGGGACCUCCUGCAGCCCUUCUCCUUCGGCCCCAGGGACGUGCAGGCCAGCCUCAUCCACAUCAGCACGGCUCCCACCACCGAGUUCCCCUUCAACCAGCACUGGAGCGGGGCCGCGCUGCGCGGGGCCAUCGGUGCCACGCGGCAGCUGAUGGGUGACACCAACACGGGCCGGGCGCUGGCCUACGCCAAGGAGCAGCUCUUCGGCGGCCACGCCGGCGCCCGGCCCGGCGUGCCCAAGGUGCUGGUGUGGGUGACCGAUGGCUUCUCCACGGAUGACAUCUCGCAGCCCAUGCGGCUGCUGAAGGACAUGGGAGUCACCGUGUUCAUCGUCAGCACCGGCCGCAGGAACUUCCUGCAGCUCUCGGCCGCCGCCAGCCAGCCCGCGGACAGGCACCUGCACUUCGUGGAUGUGGAUGACCUGCACAUCAUCACCCGGGAGCUCAGGGAGGGCAUCCGAGAUGCCAUCCGUGCCAACUGGCUCCACGCCACCGAUGUCACCUCCAGCAGCGCCCGCCUGACGUGGCCGCGGCUCCUGGACCAGGACAGUGGCUACUACAGCCUGGAGUAUGGCCCGAGGGCCGAGCCGGGCAGGAGGAGGACACAGCACGUGUCCGGGGCUCAUACCAGCCUCGUGCUCAGUGGCCUGGCCCCAGAAACCACCUACGAGGUGGCCCUGAUCCCCGAGUCCAACGUGCUCUACCUCCCGCCCCAGAGCACCAGCCUCACCACGCUGGCAGAGGAGAUCAGCCCAGUUCAGGUGCUCAUCUCGGAGUGUGGCCCUCACAGCUUCCAGGUGAGCUGGGCUCCUGUGCUGGACAGCGUGGCCAGGUACCAGCUCCUGUACGGGCCCCUCCCAGGGAACUCAGCCCAGGUGCUGGAGGUGGACGGGAGGCACAACAGCACCGUGGUGGAGCACCUGGCCCCCAGCACCACCUACCUGGUGACAGUGACUGCCAUCUACAGAUCCGGGAGCGAAAAAUCGCUGUCAGUCAAGGCCUGCACGCAGGAAGCUACAGAGGCCCAAGAGUACAGGGACAGAGAGAGAGCGUGACACUGCAGAGAGCUGAUUCCCAGCAGAGCAAGGGAUCCUGCCUGGACAAGGACUUGGACAAAAAGGAGGAGUCAGGGGAGGAAAACACCUCAUCCCCCCGCCUGCUGUCCCUUGAGGUGUCCUGCUUGUCCCCAGCCAAGCUCUCCCAGGCCUGGCCUGGCUGGCUGGAAGAGCCAGUCUGAAUAAAAGAUGCCAAAUCUGUACCCAUUGCAUAUAAACACGCCUGAAAAAUAACAAAGAGGAGGCAAAGGGUGGAUCCUCACUGUUGCUUGCUUGCUGCCUGCUCUCUAUUGAUGAAAGGUCGAUGCAGAUUUAUUUUUGCAGCUUAUGAGCACGUCCAGGGCUGGACUGUUCAGUGCCCAGGGCGCUCAGAGAAAGAUUCCAAAUCCAUUCCUGCAGGGAACCUGAGUGUGAGAGAGCAGGAAACCCCAAAUCCUGGGGAUGUGGCUCUCAGCCCUCAGCUGGGAGUCCAGAAAAGCCACACAAGACCACCUAAAGCAGUUUUUAUUUCUGUGCUCCUGCCUGGAUCAUCCCCGCUGCAUUGCUCUGGCAUUCCUGCCAAGCCCUCUUCACCAAAUGCGAGUCCUGCUGUCCCUGUGGAGAUUAAUUAGCCUGUCCUGUGACUAAUUACAGGCAAUAAGUCUCCAGCACCAUCAUUCCUCUGCACUCUGAACACACAGAGCUGUCUUGUCUUGGGCUUCCACCCAGUGCCAAGCUUGAGCUACACUUAAAAAAUGAAAAAAAUCAGGGGUUUUAAGGGAGAAGAGUAAAUCUGAUUCUUUCCCUUUGGCCUCAGGCUUGAACUCGCUGUUAUUAAGCCACUCUGGAAAAGGGAGCUGGGAAAAAAGAAAAUAAAAGACAAAUUAAUUAUAAAUGCCUAGUGACCAAGCAAAUGGUUUCAAAGUUCAGGGCUUAGGGCUGUAAAGAAAUGUAGAUACUUCUCUGCUAAACCCUCCCUCAGUAACUCUUGCUCUGUUUUAAAUUUAUUGCUUAUUUGUCCUACAUGUGGAAUUGUUUCUGAGGCCGUGCUGUUUGUUGGAGAGCCCCGUGCAGCCUCACAAACCCUUCCUAAAACAGCCCCAAACAGCUCUUUUCGGAGCUGAGAGGAAUUUGAUCCCUGAUUUUGUCUCCUGAGAGCUGAAUCCUUCAUCUGCACGUUUCUGGAGCAUUUUCCUCCAGCUGCCUUGUUCAGGAGAGAGGGAUGGAAGGGAGGUGAGUCACUCAUUAACUCUGUAAAGAGAUUUUUCACGUGAUUUGUGUCCUCCUUUGGAAUGUGCGUUUGUGACUGAUUAAUCUCAGCGCUGAAGGGGUGCCAAAGCCCCUGGAACUGCUCAUGCAAUAAGAUGAUUUUGUUUGUUCUUGCUGUAGGACAGAAAUUAAGUUUGCACAACUCCCUGCAUAGUUUAUUAAUACAUUAACGUGUCAUUCCCACCCUCCAGUUGUAACACACCCUUCUUGAAGAUAAUUAAAUAUAAAUACAAGAGCU